Prunus armeniaca (apricot) is the source of this 372-nucleotide messenger RNA. The record is from the annotation of a GenBank genome assembly. NCBI's taxonomy places the organism in Eukaryota, Viridiplantae, Streptophyta, Magnoliopsida, Rosales, Rosaceae.
AUGGUCCUAUUAAGAGGAAUAGGAGGCGAAGAGGCGGACGAUUUGGUUCUUGAUUGCCAUGGUGAGUUUUGUUGUGGUUUUGCGGUUGUUGGCUCAAAUGGUUCCGAUAUUUUGGGAAUUGAGUUGGCGGCUAUUUGUAGCGGGCUACUUUUGGCAACUUCUAAAGGUAUGGUUUAUUUGAUUGUCGCUUCUAAUUCACAAGAAGCUGUGAAUAUGAUUAAUAGCGCUAAUGGGUGGUUGAGUAAUGUGGGUAAUCUAGUUGAUGAUAUUCGAAUGUUGCUGGUGCAGUUGGGUAAUGCAAAGGUGGUUUAUCAACCUUAUGAAGGAAGGGGUGGGUCUAAUAUGUAUUCAACCUUUACUAGGAAAAGAUAG